Molecule: messenger RNA, 2922 nt
Organism: Diaporthe citri
Lineage: Eukaryota; Fungi; Ascomycota; Sordariomycetes; Diaporthales; Diaporthaceae
Exons: 7
Coding region: 1-2922 (973 amino acids)
Biological process (GO): protein targeting to vacuole; Golgi to vacuole transport
Cellular component (GO): endosome membrane; AP-3 adaptor complex; membrane coat
Source: RefSeq, a predicted model, not a curated record
AUGUACGCAAAGCCGCUGGGCUACAGGUUCGAGAAAUCCCUCUACGACCUCAUCCGAGGCUUGCGGAAUCACAAGGGCCACGAGAAGGAAUACAUCCAGAAUUGCCUGAAAGAAUGCCGCGCAGAGAUCCGCGGCCAGGACAUGGACAUCAAGGCCACCGCCUUGCUCAAGCUUAUAUACCUCGAGAUGAUGGGUCACGACAUGUCCUGGGCCUCCUUCAACGUCCUUGAGGUCAUGUCCUCUCCCAAGCACCACCAGAAGCGUAUUGGAUACCUAGGCGCAGUCCAGAGCUACCGUCCAGACACCGAGGUCCUCAUGUUGGCCACGAAUCUCUUGAAGAAGGACCUCACCUCCGGUACCACAAAUACGAUAUCCCUACCGAUACACGCCUUGCCUCACUUCAUUACGCCGUCGUUGGCGCUCUCGACUCUGGCCGACCUUCUUCCGCGACUGACACACACGAAUCCCUCAAUAAGAAAGAAAACAAUAGUCACAUUGUACAGACUCGCCCUUGUAUACCCCGAAACUCUGAGGGCAGCAUGGCCGAAGAUCAAGGAACGUCUUAUGGCACAGGAUGAAGACCCGAGUGUCACGGCCGCCAUCGUCAAUGUCGUUUCCACGGCUGCCAUGUCAUUACUAUAUGAAUGUAUCAAUGGCAUCAUCCAAGGAGGCAUUCUUGGGAGCGACGACGAUGUUUCAGGUAGCGAGGAGAUCGCGUCACUGUGUGUUACCAAGCUUCGUGGGAUGAUAAUGGUUGAUGGAGACCCGAACCUCAAAUAUGUUGCUUUGCUUGCAUUCAACAAAAUCGUGGUCACACAUCCGUUCAUGGUAGCGCAACAGGAAGAUGUUAUCAUGGAGUGCAUAGACAACCCUGAUAUCACAAUACGCGUUCAGGCUCUGAAUCUAGUGCAGGGCAUGGUCAGCAGCGACAACCUGAUGUCCAUCGUCGGCCGGCUGAUGAGGCAAUUGAAAAGCUCCUCCUCGGCUGGCAGGUCAGCUGCUCAGAGACAGGAAGGCAAUUCUGAUUCGGACGCCGACGCGGAGGUCAACAUUGAUCUGGCAGAACACGAAAUCGACCAGGCGCCGCCGCUACCGGACGAUUACAAAGUCGACGUCAUUAAUAGGAUAUUGACAAUGUGCUCUCAUGACAAUUAUAGCAACCUCGUCGACUUCGAAUGGUACAUCGAUAUCUUGACGCAACUUGCACGGAUGGCUCCUGUUCCCGGGCCGUCAAAUGAGGCAGCGGACCAAGUUGCAACAAACUCCAAAUCGUCAUCUGGAGACGUUUCAGCAAAGAUCGGAGACGAAUUGAGAAGCGUGGCAGUGAAGGUGAUGGCCAUUCGACAAAUUGUAGUUGGCGCUGCCGAAUUGAUCCUGCGCCAACUUUGCAGUUCCUCCGCACAACCGAUUACGUCUGGAGCGUUGAGACCUGUGGCAUGGAUCGUGGGCGAGUAUUCCGACCAGCUGCUGUCGUCCGAAGAUACGCUAGGAUUUCUGCUGCAGCUGAUGCCACGCGCAAAGGACCCGGAUGUCCUUGCAUCUUGCCUUCAAGCAACUAUCAAGAUAUUCGCUCAAACCACAGGCAGUGAUUUGGAACUCUGGACCUCGGAACGAAAAGCAAAGACAUCACUGCUCCUGGCACGGAUAAUACACGUGCUGGAGCCUCUCGUGCUUCACCCGAACUUGGAAGUUCAGGAAAGAGCAGUUGAGUUCACGGAGCUGCUCAAACUGACCUCGGAGGCUGUGUCCGCGCAGGAUGCAUCCACAGACGAGGUUCAGCAAGACCCACCGCUCCUACUCACCCAGGCUAUCCCGUCUCUGUUCACCGGGUGGGAACUGAACUCUGUGGCGCCUGCUGCGCAGUCAAACGUCCCCCUGCCACAAGGUCUCGACCUAGACGAGCCGAUCCAUCCUCAUCUGGCCAAUCUCUUGUCAUUGGCAGACGACCUUCACCUCGGGGCGGAAGACGAGGAUGAAUUUGAAGUCUACUACCACCAAAAGCCACCGGCUGCAAACAUCUCGUCCAGUGAGCCGGCAAUCAACCGACUGGCCGAUACUCCUGAGGAAGUUGUUACUUCGUACCAGGCAAGCGAGGAGAGUUAUCUGGAUGCCGAUAUCCUAGCGAGACGAAAGGCCGAGCGCGCCGAGAGAAACAAGGACGACCCUUUCUACAUCGGCGAACCUUCUAGUCGCACCGGCACGUCGACCCCCAUACACAGCAUCUUGCAAAACGAGAACGGCCCCGACCUCGACAUUGACGCCAUACCUAUCAUGCAGCUUGACUUAGGUAGUGUCGAUAACGCACCCGCGCUAACAUCACCAAGACAAUUUGCGCCUAGGCCAAAGCCACGCCAGAGGAUUGUCGUUGCCCAAGACGAGAACCUUGGUGGCAGUGGCGUGUCUACACCGCGCAACUACGACUCGGAGGCCAACAACUCGGAUAGCCUAGCCAAGGCGCGUGUCAAGAAGAUUAAGCAGUCGCUCCUUCAAGUCGACUCAAGUAAUCUUGGGAGUCUGAGCCUCGAAGGUGGUGGUGAGGAUGGAGAGAACGCUGACGGUGGGUAUGACUUUGAAAGACAGAAGAGGGAGGAGGCGGAGAUGGUCCAAGCGAUGAAGGAAGUCGAGCGGUUGCGCCUAGAGAUGCAGAGGGCGAAUGAGAGGAUACAUGUGGCUCAAGGGGUGGAAGGAACGGUGGUCAAGAAGAAGAAGAAGGCGGCGAAGCCAAAAGCCGUCCCAGGUGAGGCGGGCGAGGCCGAUGAGGCCGUUGUGACCAGGGUCAAGAAGAAGAAGAAGAAGCCUGCUGUACCAGCCGAUGAGGGCGGUCAGAACGGAGAGGGCAACGGUGAGGCUGGAGAGGCCGUGGUGAAACCGAAGAAGAAGAAGAAACCUAAGCCGCCAGCCGAGAUACAGGAGGCUGCUUAG